Myotis myotis is the source of this 1525-nucleotide messenger RNA. It is a transcript of the gene ZNHIT3, whose product is annotated as zinc finger HIT-type containing 3. The transcript has 7 exons. Gene Ontology annotation, cellular component: nucleus; pre-snoRNP complex. Bases 193 to 669 code for a protein of 158 amino acids. NCBI's taxonomy places the organism in Eukaryota, Metazoa, Chordata, Mammalia, Chiroptera, Vespertilionidae. Gene Ontology annotation, molecular function: protein binding. Gene Ontology annotation, biological process: snoRNA localization; maturation of LSU-rRNA from tricistronic rRNA transcript (SSU-rRNA, 5.8S rRNA, LSU-rRNA); box C/D snoRNP assembly. The record is from RefSeq and is a predicted model, not a curated record.
GCGCGGGCCAAGGGCCGGGAGGCGGCGAGGGCCAGGAGCGCCAGCAGCAGCCGCAUCCUGCGCGGGAGCAAAGACGCCGCCGAGCCGGGGGUCGCACGCCGAGGAGGCCGCCGCUGCUCCCUAAGAACUUAAUUUCCAAGCAGAACAAAGACCCUUCUUUCAACAGAGUGAAGAGGCCCCUAAGUUACCUAAAUGCUGCGCGCUGAUUGGCCCCGGUUAAGGAGACGGAAGAAACAGCGUGCACGUGGCACCCGCGGCCAGAGCAGCGCGCGGCGGGACCGGGAGACCAUGGCGUCGCUCAGUGGUGGCACCGUCGUCUGUGUCAUCUGCUUGGAGAAGCCUAAAUACCGCUGCCCCGCCUGCCGCGUGCCCUACUGCUCGGUGACCUGUUUCCGGAAGCACAGAGAGCAGUGCAAUACCGAAACUCGUCUUGUUGAGGAAAAAAUAUCAGCUUUUACUGCAAGAACUAUAAAGCCCGAGGAAAACAAAGAUGAUGAUGACGACUCUGUAGCUGAUUUUCUCAAUAGUGACGAGGAACAGGACAGAGUUUCUUUGCAGAAUUUAAAGAAUUUAGCUUCUCUCUACUCCCGCCAACUUAACAGCCCACCACGUGGCCCCACAGUAGUCUCCAGGGAACAUGAAGAGUGCCCCCGUCCACCCAGAGAAUAAAGUCCAGCUUCUGUGACUCAGCCCCAGCUGUCACCCCAGCCUCACCUCCCACCACUGUCUGCUCCUAUACGCCAGUAACAGUAGACUGAUGAACAAAUGACUAACAAAGGGGCCCCACUCACCUGAGCACCCUUCAUUAAGAGACGGGCUCUGGGGGCCCCGGGCUGUGCGAGGAUGGAGCCGCCUCAGUAACGCGUACCGUUCCACAAAGUUCUGGUGAGAGACCCUGGAAGCCAAAGUGGGUGGAAGAAGGGAAUGAAGCAACUUCAUCCGUGGGCACAGCGCUCAGGAUAUGACGGGAAUAAUUGCAUUUAAUCUGCUCAACAACCCAGCGAGGUGCUGCCCUGGCUGCACUGCAUGGACGAGGCUGUAGCUCUGGAGAGAUUAUUUUAAGGGUCUGCUCUUCCUGGGCCCUUUCCUAGAGGACUUGCUGUCUGCCUCCUUCCAAGGGGCGUGGAGGGCCCCCUCUGGACAACUAGACCACUCCUACCUCACACCCGUGCUUGGCUGCAUCUCCACCCGUCCUCUGACCCACUCUACUCCCCUUCACGGCAACACUCUCUAAACAGCUGGUGACAUCUGAUAUCUGCACUUCCUCCUCUAAGUUUGGCUUCUGCCUACAACACUGCACCAUGUGGCUCCUGUCACAGCCAUCAGCAUGCCACUAAAAUUGUUGCUGGUUUCUCGUCAUCCCCCCCCUCUCAAAAUGUGAGCAUUCCUCAGGGCAUGACCCCGAUCCCUUCUAUCUUUGAUGGGGUUUCCUCCUUGUUUGUGGUGUUAAGACCCUCCAGUUCUUAGAGCUCUGCUGAGCCCGGGCCUGUCUCACAGCCAUUUUAAACCUGACCCUCCCACCCUG